Messenger RNA from Zingiber officinale, 1302 nucleotides. RefSeq lists its product as uncharacterized. The transcript is spliced from 3 exons. The coding region runs from base 1 to 1302 and encodes 433 amino acids. NCBI's taxonomy places the organism in Eukaryota, Viridiplantae, Streptophyta, Magnoliopsida, Zingiberales, Zingiberaceae. The record is from RefSeq and is a predicted model, not a curated record.
AUGCCUUUUACAUCUCCGACGGAAAAUGAGCCGUUUAGUCCGACUUUUGUUCCAGAGACUCAACUGUCUGACCGUGAAUCCCCAAUUGAGCUCGUAAAUUUGGAGAAGGUGGAUUCUGACAUUGCAAGUAGAAGAAAGCGGUCAACAUGGAGUAAGGUUGAAGAUGAGGUUUUAGCAAGAUCGUUUGUUACUAUCAGUGAUGAUCCAAUCAUCGGCAAUGAUCAGAAUGUGGAUGCUUUUUGGGGACGUAUUGCAAGUUACUACAAUGAGAAUCGUCCUCCAGGUACACCCAGUAGAAUUGCUAGUGUCAUACGAUCGCACUGGCACAAUACCAUACAAAAAAAGGUAUAUCGCUUCAACGUAAAUUACAAUAGUGUUUAUAGUGUGUAUCGUAGCGACCACAGUGAUGAGGAUAUAUUACGGCUUGCAUAUGAAAAGUAUCGCGAGGAAAAUAAUGGCAUUGCAUUUAAUCUCGAGCAUCAAAGGGAUGAUGCUGCGAGAAGAAAAGGCUUGUCACCACUACAAAAAUGUACAGCUGCGAUUCACCAAUUGUCUUAUGGAGUUCCAGCCGACCAUCUUGAUGAGUACCUACGCAUGGGUGAAUCAACCGCCAUCAAGUGUCUGUUCAAGUUCUGUGGUUAUGUGGUUGAACCAUUUGGGGAUCGAUACUUGAGAAGACCGAAUGCUGAUGAUGUUCAACGUCUUCUUCAAAUGCAUAAUGAGAGACACGACUUCCCUGGAAUGUUGGGUUCACGUAAUGAUAUUAAUGUGUUGUACGAAUCUCCCAUAUUCAAUAACGUCUUGCAAGGAAAUGCUCCGAAGAUUAAUUUCACGGUCAACGGGACUCAAUAUACAAAGGGGUAUUAUCUAACAGAUGGAAUAUAUCCGGAAUGGGCUACUUUCGUGAAGGCUUUUCCUUGUCCAGAAGAUCCCAAGAGGAGGUUGUUUAAGGAAAGACAAGAGGCUGUAAGAAAAGAUGUUGAACGAGCAUUUGGGGUGCUCCAAGCUCGAUGGGCAAUUGUCAGAGGUCCAGCUCGUUAUUGGUACAGAAAAAAGUUAAAACAUAUUAUGUUAACAUGCAUUAUUUUGCACAAUAUGAUUGUUGAAGAUGAGGGGGAGCAGGUGACAAAUUGGUACAACAAUGAUGAAGGUGAUGAACCCGCAGAACAUAUCCAAGGUUCAAAUCGAGGAUUUCAUGAUUAUCUGCGGACAAAUUCUGAACUAUGUGACAGUCAUGUGCAUCACCAACUUCGUGCAGAUUUAGUUGAACAUAUUUGGUCACAAUAUAACAAUAAUCCCUGA